This is a messenger RNA of Yamadazyma jaroonii, 1413 nucleotides long. Lineage: Eukaryota; Fungi; Ascomycota; Pichiomycetes; Serinales; Debaryomycetaceae. The record is from the annotation of a GenBank genome assembly.
AUGAUUGAACAAAUUGAUAGUUUGAAAGGGAAGAAAUAUCCUGCUAAGAAACAUUGUCAAACAGUGUAUAAGCACUUAUUAACCAAGAAGUCUGGUGACAAGUAUUCGUUCUUUGUUAGUGGAGAAGCUGACGUUCUUUAUCAAUAUUCAGAUCAAGCCAGACCCUUUAGACAGAAUAGAUACUUUUUUUACUUAACCGGAUGUGAUAUUCCAGGAUCUCAUGUCAUUUAUGAUGGUCCUUCAGACAAAUUGACUUUGUAUUUACCUGAUAUCGAUUACGAUGACGUUAUGUGGUCAGGAAUGCCUUUAAGUAUUGAACAAGCGUUAUCAGAGUACGAUAUAGAUGACUGCAAAUAUGCUAGUGAACUCCCAUCAGUACUUAGUGGCUCAGAUCACGAGAUCCAUAGUCUUGACAUCAAUUCUACCAAUGAACAAUUCAAAACUUUGGUCAAAGCUUCAGAUAAGGAUUUCUUCUAUGCUUUGGAUGAAGCUAGAUUAAUCAAGGAUGAAUAUGAGCUUGAAUUAAUGCGUCAUGCUUCCAAGUUGACGGAUAAUUGUCAUUUCGCCGUAAUGUCGGCAUUACCCAUUGAGAACAAAGAGACCCAUAUUCAUGCAGAAUUCAUGUACCAUGCUUUAAGACAAGGAAGUAAAUACCAAUCGUAUGAUCCAAUCUGUUGUAGUGGACCUAAUUGUUCCACAUUACAUUAUGUGAAGAAUGAUGAUGAUUUGAGCGAGAAGAGGUCAGUGUUAAUUGAUGCGGGAUGUGAAUGGUCUUUAUAUGCCAGUGAUGUUACCAGAUGUUUCCCUAUCAAUGGAGAUUGGAGUAAGGAACACUUACAAAUCUAUAACAUCGUUUUAAAGAUGCAACAAGAAACCAUGGCUAUGAUCAAACCUGGAACCCAAUGGGAAGACUGUCACUUGACUGCCCAUAAGGUAUUAAUUGAGGAAUUCUUAAAGUUAGGAAUCUUCAAAUCUGACUAUUCUGCUGAAGAAAUCUUUCAAUCCAAAGUAUCAGGACGUUUUUUCCCUCACGGUUUGGGCCAUUUACUUGGUAUGGAUACCCAUGAUGUUGGAGGAUACCCAAACUAUGAAGAUAAAGAUGAAUUGUUACGUUAUUUAAGAUUACGUAGGAAAUUACAACCAGGUAUGGUAUUAACUGAUGAACCAGGGGUAUACUUUUCACCAUUUUUAUUGGAAGAUGUUUUGAACAACCCUGAAAAGAUGAAGUUCAUCGAUAAGGCAGUGUUGGAUAAGUACUGGUACAUUGGAGGAGUAAGAAUUGAAGAUGAUUUGUUGGUUACUGAAGAUGGGUAUGAGAACUUCACCAAAAUUACCAGUGAUCCUGAGGAGAUUUCCAAGAUAGUCAAGGCCGGAUUAGCCAAGGGAGUUAAAGGGUUCCAUAAUGUAGUGUAG